Messenger RNA from Vanderwaltozyma polyspora DSM 70294, 1284 nucleotides. Its product is annotated as glycosyltransferase family 15 protein. Gene Ontology annotation, molecular function: alpha-1,2-mannosyltransferase activity. The transcript has a single exon. Gene Ontology annotation, biological process: protein O-linked glycosylation; protein N-linked glycosylation; cell wall mannoprotein biosynthetic process. Bases 1 to 1284 code for a protein of 427 amino acids. Gene Ontology annotation, cellular component: Golgi apparatus; membrane. The record is from RefSeq and is a predicted model, not a curated record. Lineage: Eukaryota; Fungi; Ascomycota; Saccharomycetes; Saccharomycetales; Saccharomycetaceae.
AUGAUACACAUUGGUCGGUUAGCUUUCUUAUCAACUAGGAAAGUAAUAUUUUGCUUGGCCAUUUCCACAAUAUUUAUGAUAGUAUCAUUAUUACAUUUACAAGGUAAUUAUGUUAUAGAUAGUGGGUUUUCAUUUAAAGAUUUAACUAAUUUUAAUAAUACUCUUUCCAAUACAGUUGAAAAAAUUAAGAUAUAUGGAGAUGAUAGUGCUAAAGGUAACGAUAUACUGUUGUCAUUAGUUAGAAACUCUGAACUAGUCGGAAUGUUAGAAACUGUUAAGCAAUUUGAAAAAAGAUUCAAUUCCAAGUAUCAUUAUGAUUGGUAUUUCAUGAAUGAUGAAGAUUUUGAUGAUGUAUUUAUUGAAGUAAUCUCGGAAGCAGUCUCUGGUAACGCUAAGUUUAUAAAAAUACCAAAUGAAUUUUGGUCAUACCCUGAAGGUAUUGAUCAAGAUCGUGCCAGUACUGUUAGAGAAAAAUCCCAGCAAGAACAUAUCAAUUAUGGAGGAAGUGAAUCGUAUAGAUUCAUGUGUAGAUUUAACUCAGGGUUCUUUUAUAAGUUAGAAGAAUUGAAAGAUAUAGAUUAUUACUGGAGAAUUGAGCCAAAUGUAGACUUUUCCUGUGAUAUCCCGUAUGACGUAUUCCAAUAUAUGAGAAAUCAUAAUAAAAAGUAUGCAUUUAAUAUGGCGUUAACCGAAGAUGAAAGAACGAUUCCUACUUUAUGGAAUGCUACAACUGAUUUCUUUGUGGAGAAUCCCAAAUAUAUUGCCAAAAAUAAUAAUUUGAAAUUUAUUUCUGAUGAUAAUGGGAAGACCUAUAAUUUAUGCCAUUUUUGGUCCAAUUUUGAAAUAGCAAGUCUGGAUUUUUAUAGAGGUGAAAAGUAUAAUGCAUAUUUUGAUUAUUUAGAAUCUAAAGGUGGUUUUUUUUACGAACGCUGGGGUGAUGCCCCUGUACAUACCCUUGCAGUUAGUUAUAUGCUUUCCGCUGAUGAAAUAUUCUUCGUUGGAAAUACUGGUUAUUUCCACCAUCCUAAUAAGGAUUGCCCCAGUGAUGUAGUAAUAAGACAGAAAUUGCACUGCAAUUGCAAUCCUGGCAAAGAUUUUACCUGGCAUAGAUGGAGCUGUGCCAGCAAGUUUUUUGACGUAAAUAAUUUUGUGAAACCCAAUACAAUGACAAAUAUAAAGUAUAAUUAUGAAGAAAUAUACAGAAGCAUGUUGGAUAAUUUUCAACCGCCAUCGAAAAAAUCACAACUAAGUGCUCCGGGCACUUCAAUCACCUCGAACAAUUAA